CCAGUCUUGUGCUGGGCGCCUAGAGAUGAACAUUUAACUGGCAGUCAGUCCAGGUUAUCUCUGAAAGCUCCUUGCUAAAUACAACGGUGGCACAGUUUAUUUUAAAGUCGGGCACUAACAUUAUACGAGACAAUGGGGCAAGUAUCUCACAACAUAUUGUGGAUGGCUCUUCCCCUAACACUGCUAACAGUUACAUUUACAGUGAUUGAGGUCUACGCCACAGACGCCGCUCCGUCACUCGUCCCCGUGUAUGAUCAGAACGAUCCACGUCGAUGCCUGUCCGCUUCACAAACGUCAGGUACCGCUGCCCCUCUCACCCGCUUCGAAGUGCUCCCCGGAGUCGGCUUCGACAACUUGAGAAACCUGGAUGCUGGACAGGUAGUCACCUGGACAUUUGACCAGUGUAAGACGACGGAGGACGGUCGUUACCUGAUCCCGGACUCUGUAUUCGUGGUGCCGAUCAAGUCCAGCGAGCUAGACGUCUUUGCCGAGAUGUUCGAACACUGGUCAUCUUAUUCCAGCGCCACCUCCAGGAGCAUCAACGCCGACGUCGGUGUCGGUUUCUCUCACGUCAGCAUCAGUGGCAAAUUUUCCUCAGAGUUCGAAUCGGUGAAGAAACAUCAGGUUCAGGACAAGGCCACGACGACCCGGGUUCAAAUACGCCAUACGUUAUACACGGCCAAGCUCCAGCCUGACGCCCCGCUCCACCCGGCCUUCAAGGGCAGGUUGAUGAACAUCGCUGCGCAAAUCCAAAACAACAACACGGCAGUCGCCGGAUACCUGAGUCAGCUCCUGGUGCGGGAUUACGGGACCCACGUGGUCACCAGUGCAGACGCUGGAGCGGCGCUCGUCAAGGAGGACCAAGUGAAAAAUUCCUUCACCAGUAACUACGAGAACUCCAAGAGUUCCAUCUCCGCUUCGGCCAGUGCGUCGUUUUUCUCAGUUCUGAAGUUCGACGCCGGGUAUUCUCAGCAAACCAGCAAAACCUUUCAAGACCAGUAUAUGGGCAACAUGACACACUCGACUGUGAGAACCAAUGGCGGUCCAGCCAUACGCGCCAAUUUCACCAUCCAGUUCUGGGAGGACGGCUUGCAAAACGAGCUCGUGGCCGUGGACCGAUCUGGUGAUCCUCUACACUUCGUGAUCACACCUUCAACGCUGCCGGAACUCCCGGAACCCACCAUUAAAGAUCUGUCCGAACUCGUCCGGUCUUCCAUCGACCUCUACUACAAGUUCAACACGUAUGCUGGCUGCACGAAGCAAGACUCCCCCAACUUCAGUUUUCAAGCAAACAUUGACGACGGCUCCUGUAAACAAACUCUGACAAAUUUCACUUUUGGAGGCGUGUACCAAACGUGCUCUCAGAGUUCAUUCGGCGCAGGAAACCUGUGCACGAAUCUUGCCCAGAAAAACCCACUUACUGGACGUAACAGCUGUCCUGAUGAAUACCAGAGUGUUCUUCUCCACCAAGGAUACGCCACAAAGUCGGACACACGAAGAGAAUGCGACAGAAAGUGCCAUCGGUGCUGGUUGUUCGCGAAAUGUUGCCAUGAUGAAUGUGGAGACAAGCGCUACUCGAGUAUGGCCAGAUAUGAAGCUUACUGGUGCGCCGCGAAGGGAGAAGUCAGCCAAAAUUCGGGCUACUUGUUUGGAGGGCUGUUCACAUCUCGAACGAACAACCCAAUGACAGGAGGAAGGUCAUGCCCUGUUGCCUUCUAUCCACUUAGGGUCGGGACAGACCUUGACGUGUGCGUAAGUGACGACUAUGAACUCGGAAGUAAGUAUGCCUUGCCGUUUGCUGGUUUCUUCAGUUGUGCGUCAGGAAACCCCCUGACGGUUCUUCCGAAUUCUGGGACCCCCAGCCAUCUCCUCCGUCAAGGCGAAUCCAAACCACUACGAAUGUUCAUGGAAAGCUCCGGACCACAAAAAUGGCCUCAUCGCUGUCCAGAUGGCUACAGCCAACAUUUGGCCGCAUUGGACCAGUCGUGUGAAAUUAACUUCUGCAUCAAAAUGGGAGCUCUGGAUGACAAAACGUUACCAAGCAUCCGCCGACCCCCAUUUAUACCUCAGCCUAGCGACAACCCCAACACUACCACCACAAUCAUCGUUUAUGGUGUUGCUGGAAGAGUCUGGAUCAAAAACGAAACUCGAGGCGAUUGGGUUCGCCUUGACAACAAGUCUGAUAAAACUUUAGCGCAGUGGGCUAAGCAGCAUCUAAAGAAAAUGGGGGAGGGAAGCAACGGUGAUGACCAGACAGAGGUUUCCGCUGGGGUAGGGGCUGGUAUUGGUAUAGCUGCCACGGUCCUGUGCGGUCUUAUCGUUGUAGUGAUCGUGGUUCGCAUCCGAGGCCGGCGAAACAGAAUCGAAGAGCGAGAGAUACCCAUCAACUCGCAGACGGAAAAGUACGGAACUGUGGAUGAAGUCAAUUCUGAUACAUAUGUGAAUGAAACCAGACUUCUCAUUCAGUAAAUAAGCCAACUGGCGUCUACAGCAAUCAGUCAAACCAUGUGUGAAAGGAGGAGGUGAUCAUGUGACAGUUUUUUUUGGUAUGCGUGUUUUUUGUCAGGGUACUCUGUUUUGUUUUAUCAAAGUUCACUUGUUCUGUAAAUAAUAUGUACUUGUCCUGAUCUUCUUUAUUUUUGAAAUAAAAAAAUUAGUUUUAUUU
This is a messenger RNA of Liolophura sinensis, 2665 nucleotides long. RefSeq names its product macrophage-expressed gene 1 protein-like. Lineage: Eukaryota; Metazoa; Mollusca; Polyplacophora; Chitonida; Chitonidae. The coding region runs from base 133 to 2469 and encodes 778 amino acids. The transcript has a single exon. The record is from RefSeq and is a predicted model, not a curated record. Gene Ontology annotation, biological process: defense response to bacterium.